Molecule: messenger RNA, 9110 nt
Organism: Mya arenaria
Lineage: Eukaryota; Metazoa; Mollusca; Bivalvia; Myida; Myidae
Product: histone lysine acetyltransferase CREBBP-like
Exons: 27
Coding region: 408-7265 (2285 amino acids)
Biological process (GO): positive regulation of transcription by RNA polymerase II
Cellular component (GO): transcription regulator complex; histone acetyltransferase complex; nucleus
Molecular function (GO): transcription coactivator activity; histone acetyltransferase activity; chromatin DNA binding
Source: RefSeq, a predicted model, not a curated record
UAAAACUUUUCAUCAACAGCCGCCAUCUUAGAAGGUUUGGUCCGAAAAUUCUAAAUUUUAAAUCAGAAAAUAAAGAAUAUCUUGUCAUUUCACCUGGAAUUUUAGGCCUUCGUGGAACAGUGGAAGUUCAAUCAACAGUUUAAAAGGACUAACUGUUAUCUUGGACAGUGAUUAUUCAAAAUGUGAGGAUAAUUCCAAACGUGUCCCCGGCUUUGUGAUUGAAAAGAACUGUGCUAGUAUUUUUGGAAAAUCCGGAGCACGUAAACGAGAGCUAUGUGUCUCAUCUUGACUUCUUUGUUUCUAAAUGGAUAAUGUGAAAAUUGAUUGUUAAAAUAGUGAAUAUGGAUUGAGCAGGCAGUGUUUGUUUUGUCGUAUUUUGGGAUUUUUCCGAUUUUCCAAAAAAGAAAAUGGCCGACAUCGCCGGAGAUGGUCCUCCAAACAAGAGGCCAAAAUUGCAAUCUCCUGCUCUUACUCCAAGUGGCAGUGAGUCAGAAUUUAAUCUCCUGUUAGACAGUAUUGCUGACUUGCCGGAUGAGUUAAUGAGUACAGACAAUGGAACAACACAGAAUGGUACCAGUGAUGGGAAUCAGCAAUCCCAUUCGCAUGACAGUGCAAGUCAGAGACACCAACAACUGUCCCAGUUACUGUCUAAUGUGCCAACACCAGCCAGCAGUAGUGUCAGCAGCAGUCUCCCAAAUACAAAUGUCAGUAUGACCAAUACAGCAUUAAAUAAUGCAGUGAAAAGUCCUCUUUCAAAUAACUUACAAUCACCCCCUCAUGGACUUGUGCAAAACAAGCAAGGACAGCCAUUAUCAUCUUAUUUAUCUGACAAUGCAUUUGUGUCUAGCAGUUCCUCAUUCUCUCUUGCUAACUCGACAUCAUCCACAUUAUCAUCCAUGCCAAUGUCAUCUGUGCCGAACAAUAUGAUCUACUCCAGUUCAAUGUCAUCUCUUAGUGUUAACAGUAUACCACAUCCACAAAAUCAAAUGUUAAAUGGACCUCAGUAUUCCAUGAGUGGUGUUCGCCAGCCUCAAGUUCGCGGCAUGAUGAUGUCAAACGCUGGCAACACUAUGAACCAGGGCCUCGGAAAUUUAGGCAUGUCUCAACAGAACUUGUUGGGGACGCUGAAUAAUCCACAACUAGCAAGACAACCAAUGGACCACGCAGGCAUGGUCCCCAAUUCUCAGCAGCAAAUGAUGAAGCCCAACGGGCCUGUAGGUGGUGGUGGGUACGGGGGAUAUAACCAGGUUCCCCAAGGGGCGGGGGGACCCCUGUCCGCCGCAACGUCUAACUACAAUGCAAACACAAACAACAACCCAUCAACUGUUCUCUCUUCCAUGGCCUCCCCACCACACAGCAUGUCUGCUCAUAUCCCUAACACUCAACAAGUCCCCCAAACACAGCCAGUGCCCCACACUGGAGGGGUCCCUGGUGCUCCUGGAGGGGCUGCAGCUGCAGCCCAGGCUGCAGGAGCUCAGCCUCAGUCCGCAGACCCUGAGAAGAGGAAGCUCAUACAGCAGCAGCUGGUUCUACUGUUGCAUGCACACAAGUGUCAGCGGCGCGAGCAGAACAACGGCGAGGCGUGCACCCUUCCACACUGCCGAACCAUGAAAAAUGUCCUCAACCAUAUGACAACCUGCAAUGCCGGCAAGUCCUGCCAAGUUGCGCACUGUGCAUCAUCCCGUCAGAUCAUCACACACUGGAAGAACUGUUUGCGUAAUGAUUGUCCAGUGUGUUUGCCACUGAAGCAUGCCUCUGACAGACAGAAACAGCCGGGAGCUAAUGCAAACGCCAAUGCUGCUGCAGCAAGUAAGAUAACAGCGGCAACCAACCAGCCAAAUGCUGCAGGAACCACUGCUGGGCCUCCGGCAGGCUUGAGCACAGGAGGCCCUAAUGUUCCUGCCAAUAUGAAUGAGGCCCAACUACAGAAAGCAUAUGCGGCACUGGGCUUGCCAUAUAAUGGCAACAAGGCCACUACGCUGCCGGGUGCUAAUGCACGACCCACUGCCAAUAGUCAAGUGAACAUGGGAAUGGGCGGUGGUCUGCCAACAGCAGGUGGGUUGUUGGGGAACCAGAACAACCCCCUUGGGGUGUUGAACUCAACCCCAUUGACGAGUGGCGAUGGUCUCCAGAUUAGCGCCCAGACAAAUCGGGGAACGAAAGAGUGGCACCAGAGUGUUACACAAGACCUGAGAAACCAUCUUGUCUACAAGCUAGUUCAGGCUAUAUUUCCCACUCCUGAUCCGGCUGCACUCAAGGACAGACGGAUGAACAACCUGGUGGCAUAUGCCAGAAAAGUGGAAGGGGACAUGUAUGAAACAGCAAACAGUAGGGAGGAGUAUUACCAUUUCCUUGCUGAGAAGAUCUACAAGAUACAGAAGGAACUGGAGGAGAAGAGACUCCAGCGCAGGGAGCAGCAGGCCAGAGGGGGGCCACAAGUACCAGGGGGUGACGGCAGUGCUCUACCUGGACCAAACUCCAAUGGUCCAAUGGCAAACGCUCUUAGCACUGUUGGUAUGGGGAACCAGGUGCCUGACCAGUUUGUAAACCAAAAUAUGGUCGGACCAGGAAUGGGACCCCGAAUGCCCGGUAUGCAGCCAGGCCAUCCCAGAACUACACCACCGCUGAUGUCUCACCCCACCAACCCCCAGCAAAUGAAUGCUGGCAUCAACUCACAGCAGUUCGACCCACUGGGUGGUGCACGUAUGCCAGGUCAGAUGAUGAAUCACCCACAACAGCAGCGGCAGCAGCAACCACAACAACCAUUGCUGCCCCACGUGCAGCAGCAGCUGCAACAGCAGGUCUCCAACCCCAACAUGAUGGGGGGUAAUCUACGUGUAAUGUCUCCAGGGGUGAGAGCGGGCAAGCAGAUGGGUGGAGUCCAGUCACAGCCUCCCCAGAGUCUCCCAGCUAGUAACAACCUGGCAUCAAUGUCUGGACGGUCCUCUACCGAUAGUCUUGUUACAUCCUUGACCUCGCUUUCAUCUCCAUCUUCCAUGUCAUAUACUACUAUGAGUAUGCAGGAUUCUCUUGCCUCCCUGACCGCCCAGGACAGAAAGAUCAAGUUGGAGGGUACGAUGGAUGUGAGCACGCAGCCCCAGACCCUGUCUGAAGUCCUGUCCUCCCCCCACCCCGCCUCCUCCGAGCAGGGACCAACCAUGUCAACCACAUCUGUGGUCACAUCACUGUCUGGCUCAGGGGCCAUAACUAGCAUUGCAUCAAAGGGGAAGGAUAUCAAGACUGAAAUUAAGACCGAGAUUAAAAGUGAGGUGAAGCAGGAGCCUGGCUCAGUGCACAUCAAGGAAGAAAUGUCCAGUGUGGACUCCGGGUCAGUGACCACACCCAAGGCAGAGCCCAUGGACACCGGUGAGGAUGCAAAACCCAGCCCGACGAGUAAUGCCACGUCAUCUACGCCUGUACAGUCCCCUGCCCCUGCCAAACCUCGGUCAAAGAAAAUAUUCAAGCCAGAUGAGCUACGUCAAGCCCUUAUGCCCACAUUGGAGAAACUGUACAGGCAGGACCCAGAGUCUCUGCCCUUCAGACUACCUGUUGACCCUGUUGCUCUACAGAUACCGGACUACUAUGACAUUGUUCGUAAACCGAUGGACCUGUCGACUAUCAAGAAAAAACUGGACACUGGUCAGUACAAGGAUCCCUGGGAAUAUGUGGAUGACGUCUGGCUCAUGUUUGACAAUGCCUGGGUCUACAACAAAAAGUCCUCCCGAGUUUAUAAGUACUGCACUAAGUUGUCAGAGGUGUUUGAAGCUGAAAUCAGCAGCGUGAUGCAGUCGCUGGGUUACUGUUGCGGUAUCAAGCAGUCCUUCAGUCCGCAGGUGCUCUGUUGUUUUGGCAAACAGCUGUGUACCAUAUCACGCGAGGCCAUCUACUACUCAUUUCAAAACCGAACGAAUACGAGUGCCCUUCUCUCUGAUAGAUACACAUACUGUGAGAAGUGCUUCCUCGACGUACAGGGUGAUGAGAUUGAGCUAAUGGAUGACCCCUCGCAACCCUCUGUGAAAGUUCCUAAAAGUCAGUUUGAGAAGAUGAAGAAUGAUGUGCUAGAAAUGGAACCGUUUGUUGAUUGUGAUGAGUGUGGAAGAAAACUCCAUAAAAUUUGUGUGCUACAUUUUGAACCUAUUUGGAAUAAUGGGUUCACUUGUGAAAACUGUUUAAAAACUAAAGGGGCAAAACGAAAAGAGAACAAAUAUACAGCUAAACGUUUACCUGGUUCCAAGCUGGGCAAUUACUUGGAGAAUCGUAUCAACACUUUCUUGAAAAAGAAAGAUGCGGGUGCUGGUGAAGUAUUCAUUAAAGUGCUAUCUAGUUCAGAGAAAAAGGUUGAAGUACGGCCGGGGAUGAAAGCAAAGUUUAACCAGGAGUUCCCUGGUGAUUUCCCAUACAAGGCCAAGUCUAUGUUCGUGUUUGAAGAAAUUGAUGGAGUGGAUGUCUGCUUCUUUGGCAUGCAUGUGCAGGAGUAUGGCUCAAAUGCUAAAUUCCCAAACACCAGGCGCUGUUACAUCUCAUACCUGGACAGUGUACACUUUUUCCAGCCCAGGCAGCUGCGUACCGCUGUGUACCACGAAAUCCUCAUCGGCUACCUGGAGUACGCCAAGUCCCUGGGCUUUGUUUGGGCGCACAUCUGGGCUUGCCCUCCCAGUGAGGGUGACGAUUACAUCUUCCAUUGUCACCCACCUGAGCAGAAAAUUCCCAAACCCAAACGGCUGCAGGAGUGGUACAAGAAAAUGCUGGACAAAGCCCUAAUUGAAAGGAUAGUCAUUGAUUAUAAGGAUAUUUACAAGGACUCCAUAGAAAACAAUGUCAGCAAGGUAACAGACCUGCCAUACUUUGAGGGUGACUUCUGGCCAAACGUUCUGGAGGAUGUCAUCAAGGAGCAGGAAUCUGAGGAGGAAGAGAAGAGGAAACGAGAAGAGGCCGAGGCUGCAGCUGCCGAAGCAGAUGGGUCUGCGGGUGCUGAGGAAUGCGAGGACUCUUCAGUUGUGGACUCUGGUGGCAAGAAGAAGGGCAAAAGCCAGAAAAAGAAGAGCAAGAAUAACAAAAAUAGCCAAAGAAAGUCAAAUUGCAAGAAACUCAACCUGCCGCUUGGUGGAAAUGAUCUCACUCAAAAACUAUACUCUACCAUGGAGAAACAUAAAGAGGUGUUCUUUGUGAUUCGACUGCAAACCCAGCAGGCAGCUUUGAACCUGCCAGAAAUCGUAGACCCUGAUCCGCACAUGAGCUGUGAGCUGAUGGAUGGGAGAGACAAUCUCCUUACCUUGGCACGCGACAAGCACUAUGAGUUCUCGUCUCUACGUCGGGCAAAGUUCUCCUCCAUCGCACUGCUGUACGAGCUGCACAAUCAGGGCAAGGAGAGCUUCGUAUACACGUGCAACACGUGCGAAGCUCAAGUUGAGACACGUUGGCACUGCUCUGUCUGCACGGACUUUGACUUGUGUAACACAUGUUACCAAAAAGAUGGCCAUAACCAUAAAAUGGAUCGUCUUGGCUUCGAUCUGGACGAUGGGUCAUCAGGCAAUGGCAAGCAAGAUCCUCAGGAAAACCGCCGUCAGUCCAUACAGCGGUGUAUUCAGUCACUGGUGCACGCCUGCGGGUGCAGGGAUGCUAACUGCAGACUUCCUAGCUGUCACAAAAUGAAACGAGUUGUGGCGCACACGAAAGUGUGUCGCAAAAAGACAAACUCUGGAUGUCCAAUCUGUAAACAGUUGAUCGCAUUGUGUUGCUACCAUGCAAAACAUUGUAACGAACAAAAGUGUCAAGUGCCAUUCUGUUUUCAAAUCAAGCACAAGUUGCGUCAGCAGGAAUUACAAUCAAGACUUCAGCAGGCACAGCUAAUGCGGCGGCGCAUGGCCUCAAUGCAGAGGAACUCCCAGCCAGCUCCAGCAGCAAUUGCCUCGAGCGCACCCCUGUCCAACCCUCCAUCUGUGGGUGGAGGCAAGGGAGCUGGGGGACCCCCUCCAGCAGCCAUGCAGGCUGCCCGGCAAGCCCAGGAGGCUGCGCAGAGGCAGGCAGGCAGUCUGGGUAAGGGUAAACCCAUGGCUAGCAACAUGCCUCCCCCUCAGGCUGCAGCUACUGGGGGGAAACCACAGGUUCAGGCCACCAUGGCUCCGCAAUGGACCCAGCCCACCCAGCAGGUUCCCCAACAACAGCCUCAGACCAUGCCUCAGUCAACAAUGCAGCAAACCUUCCAGAGCCAGCCGAUCAUGGGCCAACAAAUGAGGACCAUGCCACAGAGAAUGCCUGUACCAAAUCCUGGAAUGGUUAAUAUGAACGAGGGUGUCCCAGGCAUGAAUCCCGGUAUGAACACUAACAGGCCCCCACAAAUGCUUCAACGGCCCCAGGGUCCUGGAGCCCCAAACGAGGCCCUGGAACAGCUUCUUAGGACGUUGAAGUCUCCUACAUCGCCCCAGCAACAGCAGCAGGUGAUCCAAAUCCUCAAGUCAUACCCCCAGUUGAUGGCAGCUUUCAUCAAGCAGAGGAAUCCCCCUGGCCAACAGCCUGGCGUUAUGCCUCCUGGCCAGAUGCAGCCACGACCAAACAAUCCCCAGAUGCAGGGCAUGGCAAACAUGCAACAAAACCCAAACAUGACUUCUGAGAUGAUCUGGCAGCAGCAGCAGCGAAUGCGGCAGCAGCAGAUUGGUCAGCAGCAGGGUCAACAGAUGGGUCAACCUCAGCAGCAACAAAUGGGCCACUUCAACCAGCCAGCUCCUUUUAACUCACAACGAACGCCAAUGGGACAGUACGGUCAGCAGCAACAGCAGCGUUUCCAGGGUGACUCGAUGCCAUAUCAGAACCAGAACCACCAGAUGAUGCAUCAAGUACAACAACACCAGGCGCACCUGAAGCAACAAAUGGCCGGCGGGCAGCCUGUCAGUCCGCAGAUGCUCUCACAGCAGAGUGUGAACUCGAACAUCAUGCAACAAGUGCGCUCGCCACCCUCAUCCUCGUUACAUCAGACUGUCCGUUCACCACAGCCCACCCCGUCACAGAGACAACAGCUCAAUCCGUCUCCAAGGCAACCGCAAAGUUCACCUCAUCAUAUACCUCCGAAUCAGUCACCGCAUCCAGGCAUGCCAGACUAUAAUCAAAUGAACGAUUCAGUGAUGCUAUCCCAGUUACAACAAUCUCAUAACUCUGUGCCUCAAGUGCAGAACCCUGCCCUAGAUCUUGGCCAUAGUUUACAACAGGACAAUGAAGUGAAUCAAUUAACAGCCCAAGAUCAGUUGUCGCGGUUUGUCGAGACAUUGUAGCAGGACUCGUUCGAUGGUUGACAUCACUCAUUCAUUUCAGAGUUCUAGUAACUCCUAGUGUCCAUUGAUAUCAUUUUGUGUGCUUUAUGGAAUCUAUUAAUUUAAGACUGGUAGAAGUUCCCCCUGUUCCUGUAUGUAAUAUAUUGAAUUAGAGAUUGUUUCCUAUUUGUUUUCUGUGUUUUUUGUGUUCUUAAAUAUGAACAAAGUGUCAAACUGUGAGUUUGUGUGUAAAAACGUGGUGUUAAAGAAACAUUUGAAAAAUUAUUUUAUUUACAAUAGACAUUGUACAAAUACCAUUUCUUCAAGUUCAUCAUAUAAAUAUUCAUGUCUCAUUCAUUGAAUUCAAUACUUAUUACUAUUGUGUUUUGUUUUGUUAAUAAUUUCCAGAAAGUCAUUUGUUAUCAUAUAGAUGUACAACUUCUGCCCUUUGCAGGUAGAUGGCGUAUUGUUAUCUGUGUAGUUUGUCAAUGUGUGUGUGCCCUUCUCGGUAACAUUGAAUGAAUGAAACUUGUUGUCAUUACUUUUAUAGCUGUCUUUUUCUACUAGCACUUUGUACAUUGAUACAUACUAAGUUAUAUUAUUAAAUUUUAUAGUGUACAUGCUGUUUGCAUUGAUAUGCAAUUCCAGGUUAAUUUGUAUAAAAAAAAUGUUCUUAAAAUAAAAAAAUAUUUGCUCUAAUAAUUUGUUGCAAGAUGGAAUAAAUAAGAAAGAUUAAUGAGGGUGUAAAAGGAUUUUUGUGUACGAAAAUAUGAUUUAAUAUACAUGUAAGACAUGAAAGCCGGAUUCUUUAAAUGCAAGUCUGUGAUUGGUUAAAAUGCCUGUGUAAAUAGCUGAUUGGUUCAAAUCUGACAUGUGACCACCACUGUGAUUUAAUUAGUAAAAACGGCAACCAACCAAAUGGUUUCUUAUAUUUGUUGAUCUUCAGUUUUCUAUUCAAAUUUAGUUUCAUUUUGACUGUAUGUUUUUAUACUGUUGACAUUACAAUAUUAUUUAGGCUUGCAGGAGAAAGUCCAAAUUGAGAGGCAAUGAUUUUGAUUAUUUUAUUGCUGGAAGUUACAUAGAAAUAGGUUAAUUAUAAAGUUUAAGAGCAUGUAAUUACUAAAUAGUCAUUCCGUUAACUAAAGGAUUAAUGAUCAAUAAAAAUAAGUUUAUAAGAGAAAUAUAAUGUCUUGAGCUGCAUAAUAAUUUGCCACUUAUUAUAGACGGUGACUUUAAACGAUACUUACAGAAUGUUUCAUAAAGAUGGCAGGAUCAAACCUUCAAAUUUAUCUAGAGAUAUUUUGAAAUGUGCAAUACCUUGUCCAAUCACAAGGGAGACAAUUAAUUUCUCAUUUAGUUAGAUUGAGUAACCUACGUUCAUGUUUCUUUGAUUGAAACAUUCAGUUAUCCCCAAGUUGAACUUGGAUAGUUUUGGUGACUUUGUUGAGUUUUAGAAAGUUUAAGUGUUGCCGUAUGUUGACAUUUUUGUUGCAUUUUGUGUACAAAAAAAUGGUAAUUUCAAUUCAGAUUUUCAUAUUUUCCUGCCAUCAGAUGAUUGAUAUGUGUGUGUGUAAAGUUGACUGGUUGCAUCUAUUUCUGAUUAUUUAUUUUUCCAACAUUUUUACCCGAUUCCAAGAAAUAGGAAUAACCAGUCAUCUUGUAACCAAAGUGGGUCUUUCCGGACCUGAGCUAUGUGUCAUGUCGUGGAAUUAAACAUGUGUCACAGUGCUGAUUUCGCUGCAAAUAAUGUAAAAAUAAACAUUACAUAUUAUUACCACAUCAUUUGUUUUAUUGUUUUGCUCAAUUGAUGCCGAUUGAAUGCUAGUUUAUGUACAGUAUCUGUAUAAAAAUACACUUGAAACAAUC